Mesocricetus auratus (golden hamster) is the source of this 4968-nucleotide messenger RNA. RefSeq names its product purinergic receptor P2Y1 (gene P2ry1). The transcript has a single exon. The coding region runs from base 12 to 1133 and encodes 373 amino acids. Gene Ontology annotation, cellular component: plasma membrane. Gene Ontology annotation, biological process: phospholipase C-activating G protein-coupled receptor signaling pathway; platelet activation; relaxation of muscle. The record is from RefSeq and is a predicted model, not a curated record. Lineage: Eukaryota; Metazoa; Chordata; Mammalia; Rodentia; Cricetidae. Gene Ontology annotation, molecular function: G protein-coupled ATP receptor activity; G protein-coupled ADP receptor activity; A1 adenosine receptor binding.
AGCAGCGAAGGAUGACCGAGGUGCCUUGGCCGGCUGUCCCCAACGGGACGGAUACAGCCCUCCUGGCUGACCUGGGCUCGCCUUGGGGGAACAGUACCGUGGCCUCCACAGCCGCGGUUGCCUCUUCGUUCCGGUGUGCCCUGACCAAGACCGGCUUCCAGUUCUACUACCUGCCGGCGGUCUACAUCUUAGUGUUCAUCAUCGGCUUCAUUGGCAACAGCGUGGCUAUCUGGAUGUUCGUUUUCCACAUGAAGCCUUGGAGCGGCAUCUCCGUGUACAUGUUCAACUUGGCUCUGGCCGACUUUCUGUACGUGCUCACCCUGCCAGCCCUCAUCUUCUACUACUUCAACAAGACCGACUGGAUCUUCGGGGAUGCCAUGUGCAAGCUGCAGAGAUUCAUCUUCCACGUGAACCUCUACGGCAGCAUCCUGUUCCUCACCUGCAUCAGCGCGCACAGGUACAGCGGCGUGGUGUACCCGCUCAAAUCCCUGGGCCGGCUCAAGAAGAAGAACGCUGUCUACGUCAGCGUGCUGGUGUGGCUCAUCGUGGUGGUGGCCAUCUCCCCCAUUCUCUUCUACUCUGGCACGGGGAUCCGGAAAAACAAAACCGUCACCUGCUAUGACACCACCACGGACGAGUACCUGCGGAGUUACUUCAUCUACAGCAUGUGCACGACGGUGGCCAUGUUCUGCAUCCCCUUGGUGCUGAUCCUGGGCUGCUACGGGUUGAUCGUUAGAGCUUUGAUUUACAAAGACCUGGACAACUCCCCUCUCAGGAGGAAAUCCAUUUACCUGGUAAUAAUUGUCCUGACGGUGUUUGCCGUGUCCUACAUCCCUUUCCAUGUGAUGAAAACGAUGAACUUGCGGGCGCGCCUGGAUUUCCAGACCCCGGAAAUGUGUGACUUCAAUGACAGGGUUUAUGCCACUUACCAGGUGACGCGGGGUCUAGCCAGUCUCAACAGUUGUGUGGACCCCAUUCUUUAUUUCUUGGCUGGAGACACCUUCAGAAGGAGGCUGUCCCGAGCCACCAGGAAAGCCUCCAGGAGGAGUGAGGCCAAUCUACAGUCCAAGAGUGAAGAAAUGACUCUCAACAUUUUAUCCGAGUUCAAGCAGAACGGAGACACAAGCUUGUGAAGGCACAAGACCCAAACACCUCACUUUUGUCACGUGGUAGGAUGCUCCCAGAACCAGCCACUUUGCUUGCUACCCCUUGAGUUCAUAGUCAGUUAAAAAAAAAAAAGCAUCAAUUUGUUACACAUUCACAUUUAUCUUUCCUUCCUGGAAGCUCCUUUCUUACUUACUAGAAGUAUGUGUAAUCAAACAGUACUACCUAGAUAAACACCCCCUCUUCCUCCUUUGAAAUCCCCAGGCUUUUCUACUUAAAAGUGUGUGUGUGCGCAUGUGUAGCAGAGCAAAUUUGAUAUUAAAAGUUUCUCCAAGAAAACUGGCCACCUGGAAUUUGAGUUUUUGAUUUGCCCAGCCCCUGUUGCUGUGAACAACUCAUGGCAUAAACAAACUAAAAUCCAUACGUUCAAAAACCGUUUGGCAUAGUCUAACGAAACCUUGGUGAGUCCAUUCAGUAAUGAGCCGAUGCCUGUGGUACAUGUCUUUCAGUCCCUCAGAAGCGUGGACGGUGGCUGACAAUGCCUUUGGGGGAACUGAAUAGAAAAACAAGAAUCAAUGAGCUUUCAUGUGUGGAAAAUGGGUGUUUCCGGGUAUUUCUGGAAAGCUGAUUACUGCCCAUUGCUUGUUUAAUGUUUGGUGGUGGGAGGCUGCGGAUGUUAUAUUGUUGGCAAAAUACACUCAAAAUAGUUGAAGUGCAUGUGUUUUUCUUGUAAAUACUGUGGACCGUUAGGCUCCCUGGGAUAAAAAAAAAAGUUCUCUCUUGCUCCGCUGCUGUGCAGUGUCUUUGGACUUUGUGUUCCAAGAGAAGUGCUCACUCACAUCUGUGAAAACAAUUUUGAGAAAUCACAGUUGCAUUGUAGACGGAAGGUUGGUUGGGUGAAGUAGCAGAACUGUUAGAUGGAGGGCCACUGGGCAGGACGUCGGUGUUUCAGAGGGCCAUGGCUGACAUUCACAAUGCAGCUGGAGGUGUGUGUGUGGGGGGCGUGCGUAUAAUUCUAGAAGAAGGAUGUAAAACUAAAAUAAUGGGAGGGUUCUUUUUGUUUCUUCAAAGUUCUUGAAAACAUUAAAUGCAGGAAGUCAUAGGUGUGCUGAGAGGAUGGAAAACUGUAGUCUCUUAACGAAUUGUAAUAUUUUAAUGACUCUUAAGAUGAAAAACAUUUGCAAAGAGAAAAUAAAGGAAGUUAGCUUGCAAGUACCCGAGGCACCAUAAAACUGAAAAGUGAAGUUAUUUGUCUAGCCCUUAGUAGUCAGGGGAUAGCCAGUGUUUCCUGCCCUUGUCUGCUAGACAGUAGUGAAAUACUUGUAAAGGAUACUGAAAUUUAGAAAUAAUUUCCUCUGAAUAACAAAAAUACUUCCUCACUAUGUUAACACUUCAGCAAUGUUCAGUGGCUCAAAGGUAAUUUCGUUAAACUAACCCAAAUGGAAAUUUCAGAGACGCACAGCUCAGUGAUCCAUAUGUCUUUAUCAUUUCCUCAUUAUCUGAUACAGAUUUCUCCAUUUGAGUCUCAGGAUGCCAGCCUGAUCUUGGGUAUGUGUUAAACGCACUGUUUCAACAUUCAUCAACGGUUCUCUGGGAGUCUGUUUUGGUGAGGGGAACUUUUUCAUGCUCCUCGUUCUGGGGAUUGGGAUCUGGUCUUAGUGGAUACUAGGCAAGAGUUCAACCACUGAGACACAGCCCCAGCCCCUAACUAAGGAAGAGCAAGUUUCUCCCCGAACUUGCUUCAUCAUUUAACACAGUAACAAGACUGACGGUGCCAACCUCCAAAAGAAGUCCCCGAGAUGACCUGCGCACGUUCAGGUCAGGAUGAAGCAACGUGUUGUUGGCCACAAAGACCCAUAUGUGCCACCUGAUAUGAGCAAGCAUGCCAGAGUGAUCUGCUGGCAUUUGGGUGAAUCACACCCAGACUGUGAGAUUUAGCAGUCACUAAAUGUCACAAUAUGAAACUGUUUCCAUUCCAGGUUCAAGGGUCUGUGUUUGUUGCUGGUUCUGUUGUUCAUUCCUUGUCCUUUGACUCUCUGAAGGUUGCUUUGAACUUCUGUUCAACUCAAUCGAUAAAUGAAGACACUUAGCACAUGAGGGAGAAUUCAACAUUAAAACCCACAAGGUGGACACUGAGAAGUUGUUGGUCACCUGAGGCUUGAAGCCCAUUCUUCAUGAACAGCAGGGGUGAUGGGACAUCCCUGGGUUGACACCAUCGGUGCUGGGGCAAAUCUUGAAAAGCAGGCAGUGAGAGCUGUUGGGAACUAUGUUUCUGUGCUUCCUAGGGCUCUCCCAUCUAGUCCUUGGCUAAAAUUCUCAGUGUUCACCAGCUGUGGGUGGCGUGGACAGGUUGAACCCUGAAAGUGUCUACUUAUUCAGCCAGGACACUAAACCAGGUUUUGAUACAACAGAUACCAUUACUUUAGCAACAGCUAGAAUUCAACCAGUGAGAGGGACUUAGAAGUGGUGGUUCUAGUAAGUCUGUAUCGAAGCUUUCCUUUUACCAAUUGAAUGUUAUUGCUGUAAGAGUAUUUAUUGAUGAAGUUCACGGGCCUUCUGCUGUACAGACUCUAAAACUUUUCUCGAAGGUACAACAUACCAAUGUAAAUUCUAUUUAUUGCAACGUAUCGCAUUCAAAUGUUACACUGGCAUAUUUUACAAUAAUAUAUAAUGCUAGAUAAGAUGACAGUUAUAUUUAAGAUAUUUUUCAGAUGUUAGUAUUGAACAUUUAAGACUAGUUUGUAUUUGGAUCUAAACAGAUCUGCCUUAUUAUGUGUUUAAUAUCCCCUGGAUUUUGGAUUUGCAUGGAUUCCUUUUAAUUAGGGUUCUUGUUCUACAGACAUAAUUUCAUAUUAGAUUCAUAGCAAGUGUAGGGUAUUUUAGAAAGGCUCUAUAUUGUCUACAUUACUCAUAUUUAUAUUGUAGAAAGUUUGUUUGGUCUUUUGAGAAAGUUUAGAAUAUUGCCCUAAUUACCGUCAGGGCUUCCACUGCCAAAGGCUGUAGGCUUGUCUCCAAUUCAAAAUUGAUGAUUUAGAAGUCUAGUGAGUUGGGCAUUAUAGAUAUAACUUAAGAAUUUAAAGGAAGACUUUAGUGAAACAGGGAGACAAACAUGCAACGGAUAGUUUAAUGCUAGAUCUUGAAGCUUUGUAUUGUAUUUUUUUCUUAUGGUAACACAGUGCAAUCUUAACUUCUUUGAGGUUUUUAUGUAACACUAGCAACAAGUUCAGCAUUGCAAUUGAUUUUUAAUCUCUUCUCUUCGAGAAGCUGGUAACUUUAAUGCCAACAUUUUCAGUGAUAACUGUAUCAUUUGACUGCUAAACUCUGUCAGAUUUUUAAAUGAAGGUGAAUUUAUGUUACAUAUCAAAAUUUGUGCAUUUGAGAUAUGUUGUUUUAGUGAUUUUGCAAGAAAAUUUUAUUUUUAUAGUAUCUGUGAUUUUAAUGUAAAUGAUGGAAGCAAAUUUCUUUGUGGUUACCAGUGCUAUUGAGUGGUAUGGAACAGUGUUACUUGAUGUUUGGAGCCUUCUUGGGUUCUUGUGCAUCAGUGGUAGUUUAGCAAAUUUGAAAUAAUUGCAUAUAAUUAUCUUUGUAAUUAAGAGGAGGUGUAUUUCCUGCAAAAGCACAGAAUUGUUUUGACUGUAGGAGGCUACAGAAUCUCCCAUGCUUCUGUGAAUGCAUAUGAAUGUGUGUGUGUGUGUGUGUGUGUGUGUGUGUGUGUGUGUGUGUGGUGUGUCUAAGGCAUGGCAGCCAACCUUGUUAUCUGCUAUUUAUAGUAACAGCAGUACUUCAUAGUUGUGGUCAUCAGAAUUAUGAAUUAUACUUAUCAUAGACAAAACUGAGAAAGAUUCAAUAAAACUAUGAAAUGUG